ACAGCCCUGAUUAUCAUUACUUACAACUACGUGCCUCCUUGUGAUCAACUUCACCAUGAAAACAUCUCUUGUUCUUCUAUUAGUCUUAUUUUUUGCAAGCGGAGCGAUUUGUCGGCCAUUGACAAACAGUUCUCCGGGACUGGUUUCAGAUGGAGUGGAGGAGGAAAACAGGUUUUCUUCGUAUAAUACGAUAGGGUUUAAAGGAAUCAUCGGGAAUUCAGGCAGCAGCAGGGAGGAAACCUGCGAGCAAAUGUACGGGUUUUUGCCGUGUUCGAAGACAAUUCCAGGACACUUGUUCUUGAUUCUGGUUUACGAGUACCUACUUUUCCAUGCUGAAUCCUAUGUUGCCUCCGGAGGGGAGAGGAUUUUCAAGAUUCUUGGCCCUGGUGUGUUCGGUGCCAGCGCUUUCCAGGUUAUCGGGUCCCUCCCAGAAGCCCUCAUUCUUCUUGCAUCUGGGCUUUCAAGCAGCGACGAGAUUGCUCAAGAAUGUGUGUUGACGGGAGUCGGUUUGCUCGCUGGAUCCUCAAUCUUGCUACUCACUAUAAUAUGGGGAACCUGCAUUAUACUCGGGAGCCAAUCAUUUUCCAGUCAUUUGCACUCUAAUCUUUCAGACAACAAAAGAUACAACCCUCUUGAAAGAUUGUUGUUUUCCUUGUGGCCUGGCCAUGGUGUAGUGACGGAUUUGGGCGCAAGUUACACUUCCAUGAUCAUGCUUCUGUCCGUGAUACCAUUAGCGUUAAUCCAAAUUCCAAGAAUUUUCCAUUUAUCUUAUGCUCCUGAAGAAGGAAUUUUUGUACUCAUCAGUCUUGUUGUCUCAAUCAUGUUCCUGCUUUGCUACUUUUUCUAUCAGUUCUUCCAGCCUUGGAUUCAGAGGAGACGAUUGCUGUACAUUAAACACGAGCAUUUAGUCGUAGACAUCCUAAAACAUUUGCAGAACGAGACGAUGGGGAAACUCUUGACCGACAAUGGAUCUCCAAAUGUGUCAACCAUAAGAAGGCUAUUUGAAGAGAAGGAUCAAGAUGGAGAUAAGGUUAUCUCUUUCUCUGAGCUCAAAGAAUUUCUGCAAGAAAUCAAAUUCAGGAACCUCCAGUCGAAGGAUGAUAAUAACACUGCUGAGAUCAUGAAGGAAUUUGAUAUUGACGAGGAUGAGAAAAUAACAAUGGAUGAAUUUGUGAAUGGAAUGACAAAGUGGCUUGAUGAUACGAAGGAUGCGAUGAACAAGAGAUAUCACUCGGUUAAAUCACUCAAGGACAUGUACCAGGUUCUUAAGCCUUGGAUUCAGAAGAAGAGGGAAGAACGUGAAAUGAUGAAACAUCUGAUUCCAGAUAUUUUAGAACAUCUUCAAGACUCUGUUUAUGGGAGUCUUUUGGCAGACGAUGGGACUCCAGAUGUCCCUGCUAUAAAAAGGUUGUUCAAAGACAUCGAUCUUGACAAAGACAACUGCAUAUCAUACUUUGAGUUGAAGGAGCUGAUGACGAAUAUCAAGUUUGGCAUAAUCCCAUACGAUGCAGAUGUAGCAGCGUCCAAGAUAAUGGAAGAACUCGACAUAAGUGGAGAUCAGUUGAUUGAUGAAGAGGAAUUUGUUACCGGAUUGUCCAGAUGGUUAAACACAGCUCGCAAUCAAAGUCCUAACUCAGAUGAGAGUGAAGACAAUGAUUAUCAAAAAACAUGGGAACAGACAGACAAGCUCGUGGAAGACAAGUUCAUCGACAAGUCACCGUUAGCUUGGACAAAAGCUAUAACUCUUUUAGUACUAGGAAUCAUCAUGCUCGGGGUCCUAGCCGAACCUCUCAUCCAAAGCGUUCACGAUUUCUCUAAAGCUGCAAGAAUCCCAUCAUUCUAUGUUGCAUUUAUAUUCGUCCCAUUGGCCACCACAGCUCGAUUAGCAGUGUCUGCCAUCAAUGAAGCCCGGAGGAAGAAACUACACACGACUUCUCUGACGUUGUCCGAGAUAUACGGUACUGUGUUCAUGAACAACAUUCUGGGAUUAGCCGUUCUUCUUUCACUGAUCUAUUUUCGCGGUCUGUCGUGGAAUUUCUCAGCUGAGGUUCUGAUGGUCCUACUGGUAUCAGCCAUCAUCGGCUUCCUCGCAAGUUUCAACACAGUCUUCCCUGUUUGGACAUCAAUCUUGGCUUAUAUGCUGUAUCCAUUGUCAUUGAUCUUGGUCUACAUCCUUGGAGAUUCUGAUUGGUUGUCGUAAAACCUGGACCAGGUCUCUCAAGAUCAACAGAAUUUGUAAACUGUGCAUAAAAAGUUGUACAGUCUAUCGAUAUAUUCUUUUAUUCCUUAGUCCCUUUUGUAUGAAAUUGGAGCAGUUAAUAAAGACCCCAUAAUUUUAUUGUC
Sesamum indicum (sesame) is the source of this 2343-nucleotide messenger RNA. RefSeq names its product sodium/calcium exchanger NCL1. Gene Ontology annotation, biological process: intracellular calcium ion homeostasis; calcium ion transmembrane transport. Gene Ontology annotation, molecular function: calcium:proton antiporter activity; calcium ion binding. Lineage: Eukaryota; Viridiplantae; Streptophyta; Magnoliopsida; Lamiales; Pedaliaceae. Gene Ontology annotation, cellular component: membrane. The record is from RefSeq and is a predicted model, not a curated record.